Molecule: messenger RNA, 1080 nt
Organism: Colletotrichum truncatum
Lineage: Eukaryota; Fungi; Ascomycota; Sordariomycetes; Glomerellales; Glomerellaceae
Source: RefSeq, a predicted model, not a curated record
AUGCUUCAAAAUCGCGAGAAGGGGCCGAAGGCACCUAUCCCAUUGACUACUUUACCUCCAUUCUCCGUCCAUAUUUUGGGACAAAACGCAGAAAACAAACCUCUACCCAUUGCCGAAGAUUUGUCUGCACUUCUACCAGCAGCAUAUCGAGACUCAGACGACAACUUAGGCGACCCAUAUUCUUCCGAUACAGUGAUUUGCAGCUGCGUCGAUCAAGAGCUGGAUUUGAAUCGGUUAGCUGAGAUCCAUGAUUGGCUUUGGAUGGCUGGUCGACCCAUCCCGCCGCGGCCGUUGCAUUACCAGUCCCUACGCGGUCGAGCCAUCCAGAUCACGGAACGAAUGGACAUGCACUUAGUGUGGGGGAACGGUAAAAUCUUCAUCAAGCCAAUACCGAGAUUUCUUCUCGAUAUGCGGUUUUGGGAGCUAUACCUGUGCUGCAAGCCGUAUGAAGAUGGCCAGCACAGCGAUGAGCAAGACUACGCCCGUCAAUCACGGUAUCAGCGGGCCUACGGCUUUCUCUUCUCGUACACUGCAUUAAUCAGUCACGAAAGUGAUUUCCAGUUAGCACGAGACAAAUAUCUACUUCCGCCAGACGUUGAGUGGUCGGCGUGGAGAGCCCUCGUCAGGGAACUGCUGUGCUUGGAAAACAUCUUUUCGCAUAUUGACCCUCGCUUCUAUUACGGCGAGCUCCGCCUUGGCCGCUUGAACAAGAUUCAUUAUCUAUACAAAACACCUUUCCGAUCCUAUGAGCCCUUUUGGAACCAAUACGCGACAUUCUUCCAAGAUAAUUUUGCGUGGCUAGCUAGUUUGACAGUUUAUCUUGCUGUCGUUUUGACCGCCAUGCAGGUCGGGCUUGCGACAGACGCACUAAAAGACGAUGCGGCAUUUCAUACAGCAUCGUAUGGCUUCACUGUCUUGUCCAUUUUGGGACCACUUGUUUUUGCGGUCGGUAUGGUGUUGAUAUUCUGCUACGUGUUUGCUGCCAACUGGAUUGAAACAAGAAGAUUCCACAGGCGAAGAAUGGAGGUGAUAAAGGACAAUAUCGGAAAGCGUCUUCCAAGAAAAGCUGUCCCUGUAUGA